AUGCAUUUCCCCUUCCUAUUUCUGUCAUCUCUAAUUAUCAUCUCUUACUUUCCACAUGUGGCUACUGCUCCUUCCUCACCAAAUGUUCUAACCCAAGGCUCAUCACUCUUUGUUGAAAACGAUGAUCUUUUGGUUUCAUCAAAUGGCGUUUUCGCAGCAGGAUUUCACCCGGUUGGUGAAAACGCUUAUUGUUUCGCGAUAUGGUUUUCCAAACCCAUGUCGGAUGGCAAUCUGACAUUGGUUUGGAUGGCAAACAGAGAUAAACCCGUCAAUGGAAAACGCUCCAAGUUUUCCUUGUGGAAAACCGGAAAUCUUGUGCUUACAGAUGCAGGUCGACAUGUUUGGCGGACUGAAACUAUAUCUACUAAUUCGCAAUUGAAGCUUCUUGAUUCCGGUAACCUUGUUUUAAUUCAGCCAGAUGAUCAAUCAUAUCUUUGGCAAAGCUUCAGUUUUCCUACAGACACCAUUCUAUCCAAUCAGCGGUUUACCAGAGAUUUGGUUCUUGUAUCUUCAAGAAGUUCAACAAAUUUAUCUUCCGGCUUUUAUAAACUUUAUUUUGAUGACGACAACGUAAUCCGCCUUGUUUACGAUAGCUAUGAAAUAACCAGCGUUUAUUGGCCUAAACCUUGGUUACGGCCAUGGGAUGCGAUGAGAUCUACUUUCAACAAUAGUAGAUUCGCUUUGCUUGAUUCCAAAGGCCAAUUCAAGUCCACAGACAAUUUAACAUUCAUUACCACGGACUAUGGGCAGAUUCAUCAUAGAAGAAUGACACUUGAUGUUGAUGGCAAUGUUAGAGUUUACACACUUAACAAAGGAAGUUGGACUGUUUCAUGGCAAGCAAUUUCAAAAAUGUGUUCAAUUCAUGGGAUAUGUGGCCCAAACAGCCUUUGUACUUAUAGUUUUGAAUCAGGAAGGAGAUGCACUUGCAUGCAUGGGUACAAGGCUAAGAACCAUACUGAUCUGUCUUUCGGGUGUGAACCAAUAAUCAAACUCACUGGACAUCGCGAAAACUACGAGUUCAUAAGACUUCCUCAUGUGGAAUUCUAUGGAUAUGAUUCUAUUUACUUAGAAAACUCCACUUUCAAAGAAUGCCAUGAUAUCUGCUUGAAUGGCUCCAACUGCAAGGCCUUCCAAUUCACCUUUCGGAAGAAUAACUUCGAGUGCUACAUCAAGAGCUUGUUGUUCAAUGGCUACUACUUGGGUGGUCCUUUUGUGACUUAUCUUAAGCUAUCUAAAGAACAUGUCUUAUCCUUUGAUCAAAAGGUUGCUAAUAAGACGAGCUUGAAUUGCUCGAGUUCUACAAUCAUACUCAAACGAACAUAUGUGACAAAGCAAGCAAAUGGGUCUCUCAAAUUCAUGUUGAAGUUCAGCAUCAUUUUUGGUGUAAUUGAAUCCAUGUUCUUAUUCGUUUUCUUCUUCUAUAUUAACCGAAAAGCCCCAGGUGCAACAACCCAAUACCUUGCUCUCACAACCGGAUCGAGAAGGUUCACAUACAAUGAAAUAAAGAAAGCAUCUAAUAAUUUUCGAGAAGAGAUUGGACGAGGUGGUGGUGGUAUUGUGUACAAAGGCAUACUGCCCGACACCCGAAAGGUAGCAAUUAAGCAACUCCAUGAGGCUGGCCAGGGAGAAGCUGAAUUUCUAGCAGAAAUGAGCAUAAUUGGGAAGAUAAAUCAUAUGCACUUGACAGAAACAUACGGUUUUUGUGCCGAAGGAAAGCAUCGGAUCUUGGUUUACGAGUACAUGGAGAAUGGCUCAUUAGCUUGGAACUUGCAUACCAACCAGCUUAAUUGGCAGAAGAGGAUUGCAAUUGCAACCGGUGUUGCAAAAGGGUUAGCUUAUCUCCAUGAAGAUUGCUUGGAAUGGGUUUUACACUGUGACGUGAAACCACAAAACAUAUUGUUGGAUGCUGAUUACAAUCCAAAGGUGGCUGAUUUUGGCUUAUCCAAGCUAUUCAACCGAGGUGCAACUCAAGAUUCCAUCUUUUCCACCAUACGAGGGACUAGAGGUUACAUGGCUCCAGAAUGGGUGUUUGAUCUUCAAAUUACCUCAAAAGUGGAUGUUUAUAGCUACGGGAUGGUGGUGCUGGAGAUGAUAACUGGACGGAGUCCGACAUGUGAUCAAGCAAGCAAUCAUAGCCAAAGGGCUGAACAAAAACCACUUGUAAGUUGGGUUAGAGAGAAGGUUCAGGAGGCUAACGGAAGUUUGACAGAAUCACAAAUGGUGGAAUUAUUAGAUCCUACAAUGAGGGCUGAAUAUGAAAAGGAUCAAAUGGAGAAUCUUCUAAAAGUGGCUGAAUAUGAAAAGGAUCAAAUGGAGAAUCUUCUGAAAGUGGCUCUCCAAUGUGUGCAGGAAGAUAAAGACGCAAGACCAACCAUGAGCCAGGUCGUGAAGAUGCUUCUCCAUCAACAGAUACGCGAUUCAGGUGAGACAAGUUGA
Messenger RNA from Cynara cardunculus var. scolymus (artichoke), 2436 nucleotides. RefSeq names its product putative receptor protein kinase ZmPK1. Gene Ontology annotation, molecular function: protein serine/threonine kinase activity; ATP binding. Gene Ontology annotation, biological process: recognition of pollen; protein phosphorylation. The record is from RefSeq and is a predicted model, not a curated record. The coding region runs from base 1 to 2436 and encodes 811 amino acids. The transcript has a single exon. Lineage: Eukaryota; Viridiplantae; Streptophyta; Magnoliopsida; Asterales; Asteraceae.